CUCUCUUUUUCAAACCUUUCAACUCCAAUCCUGUUACGCGUUCACACUUCUCUCGCACAUUUCAUCGAACAUAUAAAGUGCACGCCUUCUUACCCAUCUCUAUUUUUCCUGUCUUCUUUCUCUGUCCACAAUUUCAAUUUCUCUAACUAAAAUCCACUCAAUUACCCCUAUUUGGAAACUACCCAGAUUGAAUUUGCUCAUAAUUUUGCCAAUUCAGCUCAUCUUCCUCAAUUUCCAGCACCAAUUUGAAGUCAUCCUGGAGAAAGCUUCAGAUGCUACUACUUCGUAUAUAAAUUAUCUAGUUGCAGAAAUGAAUGAUGGUGGUAAUAAUCAAAGCAAUGGUGGGAGGAGGAGGAGAAAGAAAAAUGGGAAUGGGGUAGAUGGAAAUGUUAAUUGUGAAGAAAAACAGGAAAUUAUUGACAACAAAGAUUCAAAGGAAAUGAUGAUCACAUCAUAUUUAUUAUUAGAAGACCAAGAGAAGCAUGAGAAAGUAGAAUGGGAAGAACUUGCCCACCAAGAGAAAACCGAUUUCGAAUCCAAUCACAAGAAGAAAACACAAGCUAUGUUAGAUUACUACUCAACUGUGCAAAAUCACUACGAGGGUUUAGAUGAAACUGAUAAAAUAAAGAGAAAACGGUCAAGGGCAGCUGUAAAUUCUGCCAUUGUUGUUGCUUCUACUGACAUUGUUGAUAAAAGUGUUAAUCUUGAAGCUAACAGUAAGCAAUCUGGUGGUGGUGGUGCAUCAGUGAGCCAUCAGCGUCGUUUAUGGGUGAAAGAUAGGUCUAAAGAUUGGUGGGAUAAGUGUAAUAGCCCUGAUUUUCCAGAAAAUGAGUUUAAGAAAUGGUUUAGAAUGGGGAAAGGAACAUUUGAGUUGAUUUGUGAUGAGUUAAAGGUUGCUGUUGCGAAGGAGAACACGAUGUUGAGAGCAGCAAUUCCGGUUGAUCAACGAGUUGCUGUGUGUAUAUAUAGAUUAGCAACUGGUGAGCCACUUAGGCUAGUUUCUAAACGAUUUGGGUUAGGAAUUUCAACUUGUCAUAAGAUUGUUCUUGAUGUUUGUGCUGCAAUUAGGUCUGUUUUAAUGCCAAAGUAUCUCCAAUGGCCUGAUGAAGAAUCAUUGAGGCAGAUUAAGGAUGAGUUUGAAACAAUGUCUGGAAUCCCAAAUGUGGUUGGUUCAAUGUACACAACUCAUAUACCGAUAAUUGCACCGAAGAUUAGUGUGGCGGCUUAUUUCAAUAAGCGCCACACGGAGAGGAAUCAGAAGACUUCUUACUCGAUUACAGUACAGGGUGUGGUUGAUCCAAGAGGGGUUUUCAAUGAUGUGUGUAUAGGUUGGCCUGGUUCAAUGCCAGAUGAUAAAGUUCUGGAAAAAUCAGCAUUGUAUCAGAGGGGUAAUCAGGGUCUUUUAAAGGGUGUUUGGAUUGUUGGAGGUGGUGGUUACCCUUUAAUGGAUUGGAUUCUUGUUCCCUAUAAUCAACAGAACUUAACAUGGACUCAACAUGCUUUUAAUGAGAAGAUUGGUGAUGUUCAAACAGUUGGGAAGGAUGCUUUUGCAAGGUUGAAAGGAAGAUGGAGUUGUUUACAGAAGAGAACAGAGGUGAAACUUCAGGAAUUACCUGUUGUUCUUGGUGCUUGUUGUGUGUUGCAUAAUAUAUGUGAAAUGAGAGGGGAAGAGUUGGAUCCCGAGCUGGUUUUCGAGCUUUUCGAUGAUGAAAUGGUUCCCGAGUCGCCGUUGCAGUCGAUUAGUUCUAUGAAAGCUAGGGAUUCAAUUGCUCAUAAUUUGUUGCAUCAUGGUCUUGCAGGGACUGGGUUUCUGUGAUUAGGAAAAACUGUUAAUUUGUAGGUUCUGUUGUAAAAAAAAGAGCUCCAUAUUUUCACUCUUUGAGAAAAGAUUAGUGAUUUUUGGAGUGCAUAGGCCAAAAAUAUGUAAUUUACAUAGCAAAAUAGGAAUAGAAUACUUUUGGUUCAUACUUUUGAAUUGCACUUGAUGUAAAACUUCAGAUUGACCUUCAAUUUGUAUCAUUCUUUUACAUAAUUUGAAGAUUUUUAAACAAUUUUGCUGAAA
Molecule: messenger RNA, 2062 nt
Organism: Spinacia oleracea (spinach)
Lineage: Eukaryota; Viridiplantae; Streptophyta; Magnoliopsida; Caryophyllales; Amaranthaceae
Product: protein ANTAGONIST OF LIKE HETEROCHROMATIN PROTEIN 1-like
Exons: 2
Coding region: 311-1816 (501 amino acids)
Source: RefSeq, a predicted model, not a curated record